This is a messenger RNA of Juglans microcarpa x Juglans regia, 2657 nucleotides long. RefSeq lists its product as uncharacterized. The record is from RefSeq and is a predicted model, not a curated record. The transcript is spliced from 2 exons. NCBI's taxonomy places the organism in Eukaryota, Viridiplantae, Streptophyta, Magnoliopsida, Fagales, Juglandaceae. Bases 140 to 2521 code for a protein of 793 amino acids.
CUCCCGGUCCAGGUCCAGUCCCUCCAUUGACAGAAGACAAAAGAGCUUAACCUGCCCCCGAGAUUGAAAACCAGUCAGACUUGGUGCCUACGACACCAAAAGGAAGUUCAUUCGUGAUUCGGAGACUGACUGGAACAGAAUGUCCAACAAGAAGACAGUGGUAUUUCUGGUCAAAAGUUCAAGAAAAAGAAGUUAUAAAUCACAUAUUUCAAUAGCAAAAGCAAAUUCAAACCCUUUUACCGAACAGGGAAACGGAAGAAAGAUGGGGAAGCUCGGUUGCAACGUUGAUGGGAAUUUGGACGACACAAAGUUCAGCCAGCCGAUGCCAUGGAUUGGCAUCUACGUUGCAGCUGCGUCCCUGGCUUUUCUCUUCUCCAUGGCCGUGGAUGCCAUCCAUGGAAUCCGCCAGCGGAAGUUCUGGUUCCCUUCAAAAUUCUCCUGUCUCAACGCCACUUCCCUGACCUUGUUAGCCGUGGCAAUUAAACUGUCGGUCGAUCUAAAUACCGCGAUGCCUCGCCGCCAGGAUCAGCUUGCGAAACUCAGCAGCGCGGUCUUCAUCUGUACGGUAAUGGGUAAUUCCAUGCCUUCUCUUGGAACCAUGGAGAACAGAGAAAUAUUUAUGAACAUUAUGGCUUUGGCUAUUCUUGUUAUUACUGUUAUUGUGAAUAUCUGCAUCCAAUUAGGUACCGGGGUAAUCUUUGUUUUCUGGAAAGAACAUGCUUUCAUCAUGUUUAUCAUGCUUGUUUUGCUUCUUCUCUUGAGUUUUUCUGCUUUAACAGUCCCGAUUACCAAGCAGUAUUUGGAAUACAAGUACAAUAAAAAGUACCAAUUAGCUCUGAAAGAAGGCUCGAAUGAAAGUGAUAAACCGCUUGUUGACAAACUUAGAGAAGAUCUUAUGAAACAUUGGAUGAUGGCUCAUACGGGCAGCCCCCAGUUUGUGAUGGGGCGUUCAGUGACGUGCACCGCUUCGGGAGCCUUCUGUCUUCUGAGCGCCGCAACUUUAGCGGAAGCCAUGAUUAGAUCCUACUUCAUGCCCUGGUCUCUCAAAUUUUGCAGUGGAGAGUCUGAUUAUAAGUGGUCGGCCUGUUUAGUUCUUGUUACACAGACUAUUGCAGUGGCAGUCGGUACUAUUGGCCCAGCUUGUAGAUGGUUCAUCGCCAUCAGUUUCAGGUGCACAAACACAAGCAGGAAUCAAACCUACAAAAAUGAAUUUAAAGUAGAGAAGUAUUGGAUCCAGAGCCUAUUAGAGAUGAAAGAGUGCCCGUUAACUUUAUUACGAAUUCGUAACAGGCACUGUAGGAAACUUGCUCAUGAUGCGAAAUAUCAAUUCUUAAAUUUGUGUAUCACAGUGCAGAUUGGAAUUGUGCUAAUGAGCAAAGCGAUUCGCCUCAUUUCCGUUUACGUGGUAAGCUGGAUCUUGUCAUGCUGCAACUGCUGCAAACAGAUGAAGAAGUUUACAGUCGAGAAAGUUUCAAACACUGAAUCAGUUUCCGGAUCACAGCCUUCCUCAAAGAUGGAUCUUAGCGGUUUUGUUUUGCAUCUCGAAGGCGAGGAAGCAUUGGUUGGGACGAUGAUGAAAUGCCAUUGUGAUCCUACUGCUUAUUGGUUUCGGAUGGGGGAAAAGAAUCGGCCCAAAUACCUCAUAAAACUAUUGGAGAGAUCUACACGGGGAUUCAAGGGAGUUGGAGAGUUUGACAGUAACCAAAUUCCCUCUCUAGAUUCUGAAGAACCACCAAAUUGUUGGGCUCUUCCUGUGGCGACGCUAACAAGUAUCGCAUUAGCACUUCCAAGCAUCAGCCCCAAUUCAGUUAAAGAACUAGUAUCUGGUGUGAAUGAAGGUCUGACGUAUGUAAGACUCGUAGAAAGUAACCUGCAUGCAAAAGAAGAUCUUAUCAACACCAAAAGAGCAGCAGAGGUGGUGUGGGUACAAGUGGAACUCUAUCACAAGUGGUUCGAUGUGGAUCUACAUAAACUGUCCCUUCAAGGAAAAAGUCCCAAGGAAACACUUCAAGAACUUUCAGAAGCAGCAAAGAACAGGCUUGCGGAGUUCCACAAGAACCCCACAAUUCAAUGUUUAAAGCAACGCUCUUCGAAGUGGCCUGUCAACGUACUAGCUGCCAAUUCCAUGUACAGAAUAAGUCAAACUAUGCUUCGAAACAAACACAGCGCAAAUGACCAGACGGGUGAGAAAUUAUAUGAAGCUGUUGUUGUCAUGAUCUCUGAUAUUCUGGGAGCCUGCCUUGUCAACAUGGAGCGUUUUAUACGCAUGAAGGCUUUGAGCAGCGCCAUUGAAGAGAGGGAAGAGAGCGUGAGGCAUGCAGUUCGGAUUCUUGGCAAAACUGAAAGUAUUCUAAACCUUCAAGAACAGAGAGGAGUUCCAUGUUUGGAUCCUUGUCAAAUGGCAUGCAUCGACGAAUGGCGUUCAUUUUACAUGCAGAAGCCCUCCCCAAUCAGUCCCUCUCCGUCAGAGACUGAGAAGACUUCUUCGGAAUCGAAUGAUUUGUACCUUACCAUCGAGUAGAAUAGACAAGGGUGGAGUUGAUAAACAGACGGCUUAUGGUUAAAUGUCAGUGCAAAGUUUGUAGGGGGAGAAAAUGACUUCUGCCUCUUAGACGAUGAUUUUGUAAAUAUAGCAACUAUCCUUAAUUAUGUAAUAU